Molecule: messenger RNA, 1150 nt
Organism: Argentina anserina (silverweed cinquefoil)
Lineage: Eukaryota; Viridiplantae; Streptophyta; Magnoliopsida; Rosales; Rosaceae
Exons: 5
Coding region: 115-948 (277 amino acids)
Biological process (GO): transcription initiation at RNA polymerase II promoter
Cellular component (GO): transcription factor TFIIE complex
Molecular function (GO): TFIIH-class transcription factor complex binding
Source: RefSeq, a predicted model, not a curated record
GAAGCCAAUAUCAGGGAGCUUGUAUUCUUCCCCAAAUUCUUACUCACUGUGUUCGAAACCCUAAAUCCAUAUUAAAUCCUCUCUCUCCUUUCAUCGAAGGCUUGCUCCCGCCAGAUGGCAUUGCAAGAGCAAUUAGAUAGAUUUAAGAAGCAGCAAGAGAAAUGCCAGUCAACCCUGAGAAGCAUUUCCGAUAAAAAGACUGCAGCAAACCCCAGAGCUGUUCCCAUAGCAGCUUCUAAAGCUCCCGCUCCUGCCGUUAAGUUCUCUAAUGACACAGAGAGGCUCCAGCACAUUAACAGCAUCAGGAAGGGGCCUGUUGGAGCUCAGAUAAAACGUGUGAUAGAUCUGCUUCUAGAGACAAGGCAUGCCUUUACUCCAGAGCAAAUUAAUGAAGCGUGUUAUGUUGAUGUGAAUGCCAACAAAGCUGUCUUUGACAGUCUGAGGAAUAAUCCCAAAGUUCACUACGAUGGGAAGCGUUUUUCAUAUAAGUCCAAGCAUGCUCUGAAGGAUAAAACUCAACUGCGGAACUUAGUACGGAAAUUUAUGGAGGGAAUACCUGUCAUUGAUUUGAAGGACUCUUAUCCAACUGUGAUGGAGGACUUGCAGGCUUUGAAGGCCUCGGGUGACAUAUGGCUACUUUCGAACUACGAUUCACAAGAGGACAUUGCUUAUCCAAAUGACCCCAGGUUGCCUUCCACAAAGGUUGAUGAUGAGCUCAAAGCUUUCUUCAGGGAGAUUGAACUGCCUCGUGAUAUGCUGGACAUCGAGAGGGAUCUGCAGAAGAAUGGUAUGAAGCCGGCCACAGAUACUGCAAAGAGGAGGGCUGUGGCCCAGAGUCAAGGCAUUCAGGCCAAAUCCAAGCCCAAGAAGAAGAAGAAUGAGAUCAGCAAGAGGACCAAACUGACAAACGCUCAUCUUCCGGAGCUCUUCAAGGACUUGAAAGGCUGAAGCCAUUUGAUCAUGCAUGCACACUCUUAUGUGAAAUUUGACCAUCUGGAAAGAGAGAAACAAAGUCGAGACAGAUUUUGUCGGUUGAAAUUGAUGUUUCCUAUUUCUUUGUAUAGCAGAAAAUGUUGUUGACUGAGGAAGAUCGCGAACAGUUGCUGUGUCAGCUUACAUAUUUGUAUCACGAAUGCACAAUUCACUGGAA